Messenger RNA from Lathyrus oleraceus (garden pea), 1906 nucleotides. Its product is annotated as dof zinc finger protein DOF5.7. The coding region runs from base 375 to 1439 and encodes 354 amino acids. The transcript has a single exon. Gene Ontology annotation, biological process: regulation of DNA-templated transcription. NCBI's taxonomy places the organism in Eukaryota, Viridiplantae, Streptophyta, Magnoliopsida, Fabales, Fabaceae. The record is from RefSeq and is a predicted model, not a curated record. Gene Ontology annotation, molecular function: DNA-binding transcription factor activity; DNA binding.
CUCGUUUAUGUUCUCUCUCUCCUUCUGUCACUCUUUGUCUUUUCAUGCCUCCCUCUCUCUCUCUCCUCCAUAUAUAUACAUACAAAUACAUGUAUCUAUAUAUAUAUGUUUAGCUUUAUUGCAUAAAAUCAUAUGAAAAAGACCUCUAAACCCACCUCAUACAUCCUUUUAAUAACAAUCACAGGCACAAUACAUCAUCAACAACAACAUCCUUCUCUUUUCACCACCACCAUGCAUCAAAUGAACUCAUCAUUCAACUACUUCUAUCUUCCCUCUCCAUAACAAAACUCAAAAGAAAGAAAAAUAGUACAAUCUUUCUCUCUUUUCCUUAACCUUUAUUUCAUCACUUUUUCUUUUCUCUUUUUCUCUCCCUAAUGGUUCCACCAAAUAACAACAACACACAAAAUCAUGAAAACCAACAAGAUUCUUCUUCAGAAUCCAAGAAACCAGAUCAACAACAACAACAACAACAAAGAGUUGUAGUAAAAUGUCCAAGAUGUGACUCUCCCAACACAAAAUUCUGUUACUACAACAACUACAGUCUCACUCAACCAAGACACUUCUGCAAAACUUGUAGAAGAUAUUGGACUAAUGGUGGAUCCUUGAGGAAUGUUCCAAUUGGUGGUGGUUGUAGAAAGAAACAAAAACUCAAAAACUCAUCUUUAACAUCCUCAUCCUCAUUGUCAUCCAUUACUAACUUCUCUUCUUCACCUUCACUUGAUUUUCAUCUUGGUGGCUUAUUACCCUUACCUUUACCAUUACCCUUCUCUUCAAAACCAUAUUUCUAUAACCAAUUCCCUUCAAAUUCAAACACUUGUGUUUCUACUACAACUGCUUCAAGUUUUCAUCUUGAUCCAUCUAGGACCUCAAAUCCAAUGAUGGGUCUAAACUUAUACCCUUUUAAUUCUUCUACUUCAAAUGGAAGUGGAUUCAUCAAUGAAAACCCAAUUCAAGGAAUGAACUUUAUGAAUGUAAACACUAGUACUACUACUACAACUAGUACUAGUCUUGCUAUUGAAUCGUUGAGUUGUAUGAAUCAAGAUUUGCAUUUGAAGCUUCAGCAGCAACGAUUAGCAACAAUGUUUGGCGGAGAUAACGACAAGAAAGAUAGUCUUAGUGGCAAUGAUUUGGUUUCUCAGGUUAACAGCAUUGAAAAGCCUCAACCUAUUUUGUUUCAGAAUCUCGAGAAUUCGAAGCCCGAAAUGUUUCAAGGUGAUGAUGGUGAUAUAAGAAAAGCAGGUCCAAAUCCAAGUGACUGGUUCUUUGAGAUGAAUUCUUAUUCAUCAGUGAUGACUCCUACAAGAACUAAUGAUAGUGUUUGCAUGAAUGGUGAUCAUGAGAUUGAGAAUGGAAACAACAACAACUGGAUUAACAGUGGUGGUGUUCAUGUUUGGGGUGAUAUGCAGCAGCAGCAGCUACCAUACAGUACUUUGCCCUAAAAUGGAUCGAUUAAGUGUAUGUUUGGAUUAGCGGUGACGAGUUAGAAAAAAUCACGAUGUGAUCACCGUGAUUUUGAAAACUCUACAAUGAUACUAUUACCAAAAUUAAUUCGGCUUAUUAUGAUUCCGAUAAUCUCACUCUCAAUUCAAACAUUGGUUAUUGGUUACAGGUAGAACUUUUUUUAAUCAUGGGAGGAAAAGUGAAGAAUGAAGGAAUUAAUUGAAAUUUAGAAGGCUAUGAUGUACUAUAUAAUUGUCUAAAAUCUAAUUUAAAACAUAUUUUAUGAAUUUGUCUUAUUUAUUUGUUUUUCUAUCAAAAUCAAGUUAUAUAUGUAGCAAAAGAGAAAUUUUAGAAGAUAGCAUUUUGUUGUUAAAUUCAUCAUGUUUAUUAUAAUUGUCCAAAUUUUCUUUUGUAUUGAUGAAUUUGAGCUUGAUGCAAGUUAAUAUAAUUGUCCCAAUUCUUACCA